CUUUUGAUUGAGACCAAAACAACAAUGCUAGCUUACUGUAUGGAUAUAUUACUCCGUGCCAUGUUCCUUUCCUGCGUCGUAACUAUGUAGUACGUAGCUACCCAGGGUAUCCUGGGAUGGUCCUUUUUCAUGGCAAAUCUACCAGGAUAGUUAUGCAGGGACCAGUAGUAUAUCUUUACCAACGUGGGGAGAUUUUUCUUUGCAUGAUGGCUUUCGCCUCCACGAUGUACUGUCAAGUGAAGAGGGGGGAAGAUGGUCAUCUCAGGACAGAGGCGAGUUUGCAUAAAUCCGAUAUUCCUCCUGUUAAGCUUAAUGAUGAUGCGAUGAACCAAUCAGAUCCCGAAACUGGCGAUUUACUGCGCGAUAAGAACGUACCUCGGACGUUGGGUGGGAAGUAG
Messenger RNA from Talaromyces stipitatus ATCC 10500, 398 nucleotides. RefSeq lists its product as uncharacterized. The coding region runs from base 117 to 398 and encodes 93 amino acids. Lineage: Eukaryota; Fungi; Ascomycota; Eurotiomycetes; Eurotiales; Trichocomaceae. The transcript is spliced from 2 exons. The record is from RefSeq and is a predicted model, not a curated record.